CCCUAUUGGCCAAAAGCAACGUCGGUCAUCCAUGUGUCAUGCAAACUGUCAACAGUGAAAGAAGAGAGCCGAAGGCAGCAGUUAAGAGCUUCAAACUACGCCGACUCGCUGUCUUACCUACAAAUGGAGACUGUCAUCAGAUAACUGCAGCUUGUUGCUGAAGAAUUUAGUGAAACCCAAGCUGGUCAUUAAAAAUUAGAAUCUGCUGAAUGAUGAAUGAAAACAUUGGGUAACGUCAUCUACGACUGGACAGAGGAAAACUUUUUUUCCUCAUGUUUUACUUUUAAGAGCUCAUCAUUCAGUCACUAGUUGCUGCUCAGCCAGCUAAAAGGGUGGACUCCCCUCCCCUUCCCCCGAUUCCCAUUGGAUAAGGCUGUGAGUUAUGCCAAACUGAGAAAUCCUCUGCUCAUCAAUGAUCUGAACAUGCAGUACUAUAUACAGGACAGGAGAGAAGUGUAUCGGAUCCUGCAGGAGGAAGGGAUCGAGCUGCCACGCUAUGCUGUGCUGAACCGUGACCCAGAUAAACCAGAUGAGUGUAACCUGGUAGAAGGAGAGGACCAUGUGGAGGUGAAUGGAGAGAUUUUCCAGAAGCCUUUUGUGGAGAAGCCUGUCUGUGCUGAGGACCACAAUGUCUACAUCUACUACCCCACCUCUGCAGGAGGAGGAAGUCAGCGGCUUUUCAGAAAGAUUGGGAGCAGGAGCAGUGUUUACUCUCCAGAGAGCAGUGUGAGGAAGACAGGCUCUUACAUCUAUGAAGAGUUUAUGCCAACUGAUGGAACUGAUGUUAAGGUUUACACUGUUGGACCAGACUACGCUCAUGCUGAGGCCCGAAAGUCUCCAGCUCUGGACGGGAAGGUGGAGAGAGACAGUGAGGGGAAGGAGGUUCGUUACCCUGUCAUGCUUUCAGCUAUGGAGAAGUUGAUGGCUCGUAAAGUGUGCCUGGCAUUCAAGCAAACUGUGUGCGGCUUCGACCUUCUCCGGGCUAACGGUCGCUCCUACGUGUGUGACGUCAAUGGUUUCAGCUUUGUGAAGAACUCCAUGAAAUACUACGACGACUGUGCCAAGAUACUUGGGAAUAUUGUGAUGCGUGAGCUUGCACCUCAGUUUCAGAUACCGUGGUCCAUCCCAACAGAGGCAGAGGACAUCCCCAUUGUCCCCACUACUUCAGGAACAAUGAUGGAACUACGAUGUGUCAUUGCUGUCAUCCGUCAUGGAGACCGAACUCCCAAACAGAAGAUGAAAAUGGAAGUUCGCAACCCCAUGUUCUUUGAUCUGUUUGAAAAAUAUGAAGGAUACAAAACUGGGAAAUUAAAACUUAAAAAGCCAAAACAACUGCAGGAGGUGCUGGAUAUCACGAGGCAAUUGUUGGCAGAACUAGAGCAACAAAAUGACUGUGAGAUCGAAGAGAAAAAGUCCAAACUGGAGCAGCUGAAGACGGUUUUAGAAAUGUACGGUCAUUUCUCAGGAAUAAACAGAAAAGUGCAACUAACGUACCUUCCCCAUGGGCAGCCUAAAACCUCAAGUGAAGAAGAAGACAACCGUAAGGAAGGUCCAUCUCUGCUGUUGGUGCUGAAGUGGGGAGGAGAACUGACUCCUGCUGGCCGAGUGCAGGCUGAGGAGCUGGGACGAGCUUUCCGCUGUAUGUACCCCGGAGGACAAGGAGACUAUGCUGGAUUUCCAGGUUGUGGKUUACUGCGUCUGCACAGCACCUACAGACAUGACCUGAAGAUUUAUGCAUCUGAUGAAGGCAGGGUCCAGAUGACAGCUGCAGCUUUUGCAAAGGGUUUGCUGGCUCUGGARGGUGAGCUGACACCCAUCCUGGUACAGAUGGUAAAGAGUGCCAACAUGAAUGGUCUUCUGGACAGCGACAGCGAUUCUCUGAGCAGCUGCCAGCACCGUGUCAAGGCCCGGCUCCAUGAAAUCCUGCAAAGGGACCGGGUGUUCCUGGAGGAGGACUAUGACAGGCUGGCUCCAACCUCCAGUGUCUCUUUAGUGAGUUCAAUGAAAAUAGUCCAGAACCCAGUUGCCACCUGUGACCAGGUCUACACCCUCAUUCAAAGCCUCACCUCCCAGAUCCGCAAAACAAUGGAAGAUCCCAAAUCUGCAGACCUGCAGCUGUACCACAGUGAGUCACUGGAGCUGAUGCUGCAGCGCUGGUCCAAACUAGAGAAAGACUUUCGUAUGAAGAAUGGCCGCUAUGACAUCAGUAAAAUUCCUGACAUCUAUGACUGCGUGAAGUACGAUGUCAUACACAAYGGUUCUCUGGGCCUUCAGGACACGCAAGAGCUGCUCAGACUGUCUCGAGCCUUGGCUGAUAUUGUCAUCCCACAGGAAUAUGGCAUAAAUAAAGCAGAGAAACUGGACAUUGCAUAUGCAUACUGUCUCCCACUGGUCAGGAAGAUACAGCUGGACCUGCAGAGAACCCAUGGAGACGAGUUUGUCAACAAACUGCAUCCUCUGUACUCUCGUGGUGUGCUGUCGCCAGGCCGUCAUGUAAGGACACGGUUAUAUUUCACCAGUGAGAGUCACGUCCACUCCCUUCUCAGCAUUUUCCGAUAUGGAGGCCUUCUUGAUGAAGAAAAGGACCAGCAGUGGAAGCGAGCCAUGGAUUACCUCAGUGCAGUGCCUGAACUUAACUACAUGACUCAGAUUGUCAUCAUGCUGUAUGAGGACAACAAUAAGGACAUCUCAUCUGAGGAACGUUUCCAUGUAGAGCUCCACUUUAGUCCAGGUGUUAAAAACGUUGAAGAGGAGGAGAACGCCCCAACUGGGUUUGGCUUCAGGCCUGCCUCAGCGGAGGUGUUACGACAAAAUGGRCAAAAAAAGGCUGACCUUGCCAGCUUGGAGGACCUGUCACGAGAUGAAACCGAUCGUGCCRUUCCGGUUUCAGAACCAAUCACCAUUCAGAGGAGGUCACCGCUCAUUCGCAACCAUAAGACUGGAUCAAUGGAGGUCCUGUCAGAAACAUCUGUUUCCAAAGGUGGCAGUUAUCGCCUGUUUUCAUUCUGCCCACGUCAGUCUCCUGAGAUGAAACAAAGUGGAUUAGGCUCUCAGUGCGCCGGGCUCUUCAGCACAACUGUCCUAGGUGGCUCUUCUAGCGCGCCUAACCUGCAGGACUACGCACGCGUACACCGCAAAAAAUUCUCCACCGGCAGUCUGUCCUACAAAGACGAGUUGUUGUCUAUGCCGGCAGUAAAACGAUUUUCUGUGUCGUUUGCAAAGCAUCCGACUAAUGGAACACAAGAUGACACUUCCACCAUAGCAGUGUCUCCACCUCGCUGGUGCACUGCAGCAGAGCCCUUGGAGGAACACCAUGUGGCCCAGUUGUUGAGGCGUUUAUCCACUGACCUCAGUUUGGGCCGCUGCCAGCUUCCUCUGGACCGGGCGCUGGCCCACCACCUCCACCAGUGCUCCUACCACCUCCGCCUCUUCCGAAACUGGCUCGUCUCCGGCCAGGACCCCAUAGAGUACCUCCACGGUUUUGAAGGCUGCUCCAUGGUGCCGUCCAUCUAUCCUCUGGAAACGCUGCACAACUCCCUGUCACUGAAACAGGUCAACGAGUUCCUUACCAGUGUGUGCGAGAGUGCUGGAGAACAACACACUAGAACCUCCAGAGCUCUGUCAGCCAUGUUUGGCUCACACAACCAGCAGUCAGUCGACUCCUACAUCCCACAGAGAGUCCUGUCCACUUCCAUCUCCCUCAGAUCUCGUUCUGACAGACCUCCAUGGUACAGCAGCGGUCCAUCCAGUGCCGUUUCCAGUGCCGGACCUUCCUCCCCCAUCACAGCCGACACUUCCCCACGGUUCAGCUUCAGCGAGAAGGUUUCUCUCAGCCCUCAGAGCAGCGAGGAAACCCAUUCCUCUCAGAACAUUUCCAGCCAGCCACCACCCGCCUUUGGGUCUCAGGGCUUGGACCUGACUUGUCCAACUCUUUCAAACCCACGUGAAGUCCCUCUGGCUCCAAAAACCUCCCCGGAGGGAGAUCCUGGACUCAGUGUUGUGACUGAUAACCAGACAGACAAUCCUGAGCUCCCUCUGGAUGGGCAGGAGGUUGCCUCUGCCACUGUGGAGACUCCCAGUGAUCCAGUCUCAGAUCCGGACCACAGGCCACCCUGCUCRGCCCUGGCUGAACUGGGUCUGGGUCGGAUGGAGGGUUACUGUCUCCCCGGGUCACUACCUGUGCUGCUGGAGCUCAGAGAGAGCAGCAGCGAGGCGGGCUCCAGCUCACAGACGCCUCAGUCUCCUGAGGGUCCAGAUGAGUUCUUUGACACUCAGGAGUCCAUGGAGCUGUGGAUGGAGGGUCCAGAAAACACCCUUCAUUCUGAGUCUACUGUGGACCACCAAGCUGUUCAGCCAGCAGAGCCGUAAAACGGGCUGCACCAAGUCCAGGUAAAGGAUGAUUGUGGAUUCUCUGAGCUUUUCUGUUGUCCUGCGCUCCACCUGGAUUGACUCACUGCAGUUUGGAAAAACAACCCUAGCAAGUUAGAAUCUUAAACUUACAGAAAAAGCUAAAGACUGAGCUGAAAUGCUCAAAGAACUGACAUAAAAUAAUCCUUUGUGUAUUUUGGUUUUAUGAGUUUGUGAAUUGUUCCCACAGUUAACAGAGUUUCAUCUUGGGAUGUGUUGUUUCUGUUUUUCAUUGUCUUUUUUUCCACAGCUGUACAUGCUGAGCCGUCUGUGGUAGCAGCUGUGGUGUUUAUUCAUCAGAGCGAGGAUGUCACCUGUCUGUGCUGCAGCCAUGCUUCUUUAUUGCGCUUUAUUUUCCUGUUGCAAAGCAAAAAGGACUUUACAACUUGUUUUUUCUCUUUUUUGUGUGUUUUUUAAGAGUCACAGAAAGUGAAUGAGCUACAAACCGACAGACUUGAUGUGAACCCAUGUUCAGAUUCUGCUUCUGUGACUUUAAAGACAAACGUAAACAGUUAGUCAUUUGUGCAUCACAUACUGCCAAAGUCCUUAACCUCUGCUGAACAUUUCAUUUAUAUAGAACAUAAAAAGAAGAUAUUUAUUUUCAAACAGCAUCAUAGAGAAAGGCUGUAUUUUAUUACCUGAACACUAGAUGUUUAAUUGUAUCAUAGUUUGUGUAGAUUUUUUUGUAAAAACACAUCAUGAUGUGUUCAAAUGUAAAAGCCUCAUUUUAACACUGAACAAAGGGGAAUGCUUUUAUUGUGGCGAGCAGUAAUGUAGCAUACAUGUGCACGUGGUGAACGUGCACACGUGUCAGGAGCCAUUCAGAUGUGCAGCUCUGUGUGGAUGAAGUGUCCAAAUAAAACCCAGAAACUGGGACUUUACUGGACUGUGUGCAGAUAAAAUGUCAACCUGUUGCUAAAAGGUCAAAUCAAACAAAUAAACAUUUCCAGCUUGUA
Austrofundulus limnaeus is the source of this 5363-nucleotide messenger RNA. It is a transcript of the gene ppip5k1a, whose product is annotated as diphosphoinositol pentakisphosphate kinase 1a. Lineage: Eukaryota; Metazoa; Chordata; Actinopteri; Cyprinodontiformes; Rivulidae. Gene Ontology annotation, biological process: inositol metabolic process; inositol phosphate biosynthetic process. Gene Ontology annotation, molecular function: 5-diphosphoinositol pentakisphosphate 1-kinase activity; inositol hexakisphosphate kinase activity. Gene Ontology annotation, cellular component: cytosol. The record is from RefSeq and is a predicted model, not a curated record.